CAAAUAUUCCAUUACUUUGUGAAAGAGACGAGGGGAAAAACAUAUUGUCAAAAUGGGCGGCCGCGCAUUCAACCUUGACACCCCGCCUAUCCCGCACGACGUUUACCUCCGCCUGGUGUCCAAAUUCACCACUCUUUUGCAAUCACUCCACGAAAUCGUCAGAGUGUCCCCCCAUGCGCCUGAAAAGAUUAUCCACGGGGACAUAGACAUUCUAGUCGCGUCUCCUGUUCGUCCUUACACCAGCGAGGAACUCCUCGCACUCCUCGGCGCAGAACAAUCCAUUCCUGGCUUCCCAACGGCGAAUUUUGCCAUCUACGAGCCCGAGAUGGAGGCGUACGUGCAGCUAGACAUACGCAUGUGCCCUCCCGAAAAGAUUGAAUGGGAGACUUUCCAUCGCGCCUACGGUGAUCUCUGGAGCAUACUAGGGGCCAUGGGGAAGCGUGUGGGGAUUAGCGUCAAUCACUCCGGCGUCCGCGUUUCCGUCAAGCACAUUGAGAAGAAGAACAAGAAAGCGGCCAUGGUGCACUUGACGGAUGAUCCCCGGGCUGCUAUCGAAUUUUUUGGGUGUGAUUGGGGGUGGUACGAGAGGGGGUUUAGCACUGUCCAGGAGAUGUUCGAUUUCUGCGCUCGAUGUCGGUUUUUGGACCUUGGGAUUUCUCAGAGGAGGGAGGAAAUCACCGUUGAGGGUAGGAAGCUCAGAGAUCUUCGGCCUCUCUGCCGACGCUGGUUCGAUGAAUAUUUGCCAAAGUUGACGGGGGAGGAGGGGCAGGAUAUUGAGUUGAAUGUUCACUCACGGGAAAGUGUACUUGAGGAAGCAUUGGAGAAAUUUGAUAAGAGGCUGGAACACGACAUGCUGGUGGGUAUCUGGGGGAAGGAUUUGUUUGAUGAGGAGAUGUGGCGCAGGAUUCGGGCUCUUUUGCCACUUGGUACUAAGAGGGGUAAUUUUGUGGUGAGAACUUUGGCUAAGAGGCUCGGGGAAGAAGAUCUUGGGAAUGGCGAUUACGGAGCAUUGUGUGAAGCAGAGGAGUGGAGGAGAGAAAGAGAAGUCAAGUGGACCGGGAUUGCAAAGGCUGAGUGGAGGGCUAUAUUGAUGGCGCAGAGAGGAGGCUGAAGUGGGCAUUACGGGUUUGUUGGACAGGCAGAACAGGGGGGGGGAAUGUGUGAGCACAGCAUUGUGAUGCAUUCAAUGGUUAUUAGUUGGUGGUGAAGAAUAUGUGAUUAGUCCUAUUUUUAUAAUGUCUUAUGUUAUAAGGUACUUAAGAUAUUUUGAAGUAUGGAGCUAUUAAAGUGAAAUACGAAAUGGAUCUGAGGGCUAAGGCUUGGUGUAAUUUAUGCACCUGGCAAGCAUACUCAUUGCUAUGCCUGAGAUAGCUGUAGUAUAGUUUGGAGGGACAUAGAUGGGCGAUGAGAGAUGACUAGGAAAAAGAGAACCCAGAAGACCCGGGAUAUGAUACCUUGGA
This is a messenger RNA of Tuber melanosporum (Perigord truffle), 1460 nucleotides long. RefSeq lists its product as uncharacterized. NCBI's taxonomy places the organism in Eukaryota, Fungi, Ascomycota, Pezizomycetes, Pezizales, Tuberaceae. The record is from RefSeq and is a predicted model, not a curated record. Bases 53 to 1111 code for a protein of 352 amino acids. The transcript has a single exon.